AUGUUUUAUCUUUUCAACCAUCUCGAGUCUGGCAUUAUAUCGAAGUAGGCUUUGGUACCAAAACAAUCUCACAAGAAGAAAACUACAGGCUAAAAUUUGCUUUCUAAAUCUAGGUGGCCUAGUUAGAAUGUACAAGGGCUAAGACCUUGUCAAUUUGAUUCCAUAAGUAUGUAGAGAAGUUUAUCUUUUUGUUGUUUUUCUGGAAGCCAAUUCAUAGGAUCUACUCUAUUAAAAGAAUUAGAUAAUCCAAGUAGUAGUCUAUCAAUUACAUAUCAAAUCCUUCUUCCUGUGCUAGUAAUAACUAUCUUAUUUCCAUUAUUAAUUUCAGAGUAUAUAAAUUAUUUGUGGAAGAACCCAAUCCUUUCUUUAUAGCAGGUCUAAAUAUUUUUGGAGCUGUAUCGAUGUAGUCUCACUCAUAGAUAUUUCCUCAAAAAAAGAUCUCAAUCUUUUUAGGAAUAAAGAAUUUUUCAAAAUGUUCCUAAAUUUACUCUUCAACAUUUAAAUAAUCAAAAUUUUGGAUAAUGGAGAUAAAAAUUUACAUUAAAAGUCUAAAGUUUAGACAUUUAGAUAGCAUCGGACGUAUUUUUGGAAGUAAAUAAUCACAGCCAAUUUUAUUUGGAAUAAAGUCCCAGCCUCUAUUAGGUUCUUGUAUCUUUUUAAUUUAUCUAAUUCAGAUUACAGAUGUUAAACAACUUACAUGCCUUUAUCAGAUAAUUGAAAGACUUCAAGUUUAGGACGCGAGGAUUUACUGUCUUAUAAGUAUCACAUACUCCCCAAUUUUUGUUUUGAAUUUAAAUCUGCAUGAUAGUUAUGAUAAAUUAAGUUAUUAUGUAAUUGAUAAAUUGAGUUUAUGUAAAUUAAAUCAGUGCUUAAGUUAAGUAAGAAAAUAUUAUGUAUGUCUAAAAUUUGAUGAUUAUAAGUUAGUAUUAGUAAGCAAGGAGCAGGAUGCUUAUUGGCUUUAUUAAUUUUAUCAUUACAGUAUUUGCACAUAAUCCAAUCGUAUAUUUCAACAAUAUGUAAUUCUCCAUAACUAAUUAUAGAUAAAAGAAAAUAAGUGAUUUCUACAAACCUUUAUUUGAAAUUAUUAAUAAAGGUAAAGCAUUAGAUUGAUCGCCUAGUUAUACAAAUUCUUAGCAAGAAGAACAGACUCUCAAUUCAAUGUUACUAUUUUGAGAAGACUCUAAUCAACAAGAACUGCAAGGUACCCAAUUAGUGUCAGCAGACUUGUAAAAUAAAUUAAUACAGCUAAAGAUAAAACUAGAACUUUAGUAGUUGUAGGCACAGUAACUGAUGAGUAAUCAUAGAAUUUAUGCAUUUUAGUGCUCGUCUUCUUACUGUACCAAAAUUAAAUGUUUGUGCUCUCAGAUUCACUGAAACAGCAAGAAAGAGAAUUCUCGCUGCAGGAGGUAAGACUCUAACUUUUGAUUAAUUGGCAUAACAAAAUCCUACAGGUAUUUAAGGAUACCUAAAAUUUAUAGGAACUGGUACUAUUUUAUUGAGAGGUCCAAAAGUGAGAGAAGCAUUAAAACAUUUUGGCAGAGCUGCUGGUUUACCAGGAUCUCAUGCUAAGCCAUAUGUUAGCCACACUGCAAGAAGAGGAAAAGGUGCAAGAUGAUUUUUUAGUACAUUAGGACAUUAAAAAUACACAUG
Molecule: messenger RNA, 1650 nt
Organism: Paramecium primaurelia
Lineage: Eukaryota; Ciliophora; Oligohymenophorea; Peniculida; Parameciidae
Source: the annotation of a GenBank genome assembly